AGUCUCCUUCCAGCAGGUGCAGCUGGGAGGUCACCCUGGGCUUCUCUCCACCAGCGGGGAAGCAGAACCAUGCUGGGUCCCCUCGCCUUCCUGUGCGCCCUCCUGUUUCCCGGCAGCUGGGCAGCGAUCAGCCUGGGGCAGCCCUCUAUGGUCGUGGCGCAGGCAGGCCGCUCAGCCACUCUGGGGUGCAAAGCCAGCACCAAGGUCAGCUACAUCCACUGGUACCACCACCAGGAAGGUGCGGCCCCCAAGAGGCUCCUCAGACUGGACAUGUCCGGAACGUUUGUGCAGAAAGAUGGGGGCCUGAAUGAGGACAAAGUCAAUGCCAAGAGGGGCAAGGGUAGCAACAGCUGUGACCUGUCCGUGCUGAAGCUGGAGAAGAGCGACGAGGGCGUGUACUACUGUGCUGCCUGGGAAGCUCGGUAUGGCUGGGCCCACAAAGUGUUCGGUCCUGGCACACUGCUCAGGGUUACAGCUAAAAGCCCUGAUGAAGACACUUCCCCCAAGCCCACGAUUUCUUCCUUCAAUUGCUGA
Felis catus (domestic cat) is the source of this 534-nucleotide messenger RNA. RefSeq lists its product as uncharacterized. The record is from RefSeq and is marked predicted. NCBI's taxonomy places the organism in Eukaryota, Metazoa, Chordata, Mammalia, Carnivora, Felidae.